Molecule: messenger RNA, 674 nt
Organism: Aphanomyces astaci
Lineage: Eukaryota; Oomycota; Saprolegniomycetes; Saprolegniales; Verrucalvaceae
Exons: 4
Coding region: 18-629 (203 amino acids)
Biological process (GO): endoplasmic reticulum to Golgi vesicle-mediated transport
Cellular component (GO): trans-Golgi network; membrane
Source: RefSeq, a predicted model, not a curated record
CCACUUCAUAAACGAGGAUGGGUGACCGGUCGGUGAACGUGGCUGACCAGGUAUCCGGUAGCAUGUACCAGAAGACAGAGACGACGCUGGAUGAGCCAGUGUCCGAGACAAUUCUGCGGGAUGUUCGCCUUGUCGGGUCCAAGCUCAAGGUGGUGCUGAUGCCCAAGAAUACGUCCGACGAAACCCUGCAUGCGUUGCGUGACUGGGACCUGUGGGGUCCCCUCCUCGUGUGCUUGACACUCUCCAUCAUGCUGAGCAUCUCGGCGCCGACGAAUCAAUCGGCGAUGGUGUUCACGGGCGUGUUUGUCGUGGUGUGGGCCGGUGCAGCCGUAGUGACGAUCAACGCGCAAUUGCUGGGCAGCACCAUUUCGUUCUUCCAGAGCAUAUGCGUGUUGGGGUACUGCGUGUUUCCAUUGGUGAUUGCCACCCUCUUCACGACCAUCUUCCGCGUCCUAUCCCUGGGGCAUGUGACUGUCCGUCUCGUGGUGGUCGCCGUCGGCUUCCUCUGGUCCACUCGAGCUUCGGUGGUGUUCAUGUCCCAACUGGUGCCCCCCAAGCGGAAAGCGCUGACCGUGUACCCCGUGCUCCUGUUCUACCUCUUUAUCGGGUGGAUGAUUUUGAUCUCGUAAGCAUAUGCACUUUGAAUAUAUCGUCAUGCAUUUGAUCACUGUCCA